AUGGAGAACCUUCCGCCAGACUUUUGGGCCACAUCAGGGGCUUAUACUCCUCACAUCUACCGCGACCAGUACCCGUCAAUCGACCCUGCCUCAUCCAAGUUAUCACAGGCAGGCAAGACCAUCAUAAUCACGGGGGCUUCAGCUGGAAUUGGACGACGUGGGAUCGUCCCAGCAUUCGCCAAGGCUGGACCCAAAGCUCUCGUUCUGGUGGCACGCAGCCUGGCAUCCCUCGAGGCUACUGAAGCAGUCGUACGGGAAAUCAAUCCAUCCAUCAAGGUGCUCUUGGUUCCAACUUCCAUCUCGGACGAGGCUGCGGUGACGAGCCUCUACGAAACAGUGCGAACCACUCUGGGUCAUGCGGACGUCCUGGUGAACAAUGCGGGGAGUAACACGGAAGUGGCCUUGAUCGGAGACUCUACACCCGCCAAGUGGUGGGCAGAUUUCGAGACCAACGUCCGAGGAACGUACCUGAUGACCCGGGGCUUUUUGCAAUUGCUUGGUCCAGAGCAGAAAGGAACUGUCAUCACCCUCAAUACAGGGCUGGCCACGGCUGUGGUCCCGUCCUGGUCUUCGUAUAGUAUUAGCAAGAUUGCAAGCCUACAACUAGUCGACUAUCUAGCCGCUGAGUACAGUAAUGUCAGUGCUGUGAGUAUCCAGCCAGGCGUCGUCGACACUGACAUGGUCAAUGAGUCUUUCAAGCGUUUUGCUCAAGACACUCCGGAACUGGUCGGGGGAACAUGCGUUUGGCUGGCAACAGAUGCUGCUCGAUUUUUAAGUGGCAGGUUCGUCUCGGCCAACUGGUCAGUCGAUGAUCUUCAGGCGCAGAAAGAUCAUAUCGUGAGCAGCUCAGAUCUCAAAGUUGCCUAUCAGGGCACAUUUGGGCUCGACAAGAUCAGGGCAGCAGAGUAG
Exophiala spinifera is the source of this 909-nucleotide messenger RNA. RefSeq lists its product as uncharacterized. Bases 1 to 909 code for a protein of 302 amino acids. The record is from RefSeq and is a predicted model, not a curated record. NCBI's taxonomy places the organism in Eukaryota, Fungi, Ascomycota, Eurotiomycetes, Chaetothyriales, Herpotrichiellaceae. Gene Ontology annotation, molecular function: oxidoreductase activity, acting on the CH-OH group of donors, NAD or NADP as acceptor. The transcript has 2 exons.